AUGUGUCGGAUGUUAUUCAAAAUAUUAAUCGUAGGAAAUCGUCUGGCUGGGACUCUCAAACUGUACCCAUCCUCUUUAAGAAAACUGCUUCAGCCAUUGCACCAUCUGUGGGGGCCAUAUUCAACCACUGUAUUGCUAAGAGAUUCUGGCCCACUAAGUGGAAAAUGGACACCUGUAUUCAAAAAGGGAGACAAACAAGCCAAAGAAAAUUAUCGCCCGAUUACAGUACUCCCAUUAUUUGGCAAAGUGUUUGAGCAUCUACUGUGUACACAAAUUACUACGUACUACGAUCGUAUCCUCUAUUCAAGAAUGACAGCCUAUAGAAAACAACAUAGGUGUGAGUCCACGUUAAUCGGCCUCGUUGAAGAUUGGAGGAAAGCCCUUGACAGUAAGAAGGUUUACUUGUUAGCAAUGGACAUGAGUAAAGCUUUUGACUCCCUUCACCACUCUUUAACCUUGGCCAAACUCAAUGCGUGUGGUUUCAGAGACAGUUCUCUGGAUUAAAUGCGAUCCUUCUUUUAUGGUCGACUGAACAGGGUCAAAGUCAGGACAGCCAAAAGUAAUAUUUGGAAAGAAAUGAAACGAGGCUGCCGACAGGGUCAUCACUCGGUCCUUUGCUGUAGAAUCUCUAUCAGAACGACCUAUCCUAUCAGGUCAGUAACGCCAACUUAAACAUGUAUGCCGAUGACGAUCAGCUCUUUUCUACGGGGAGUAAUGCCUAUAGCAUGAAGGCUCGCCUUGAGUCGGAAGCCGCUAAAGCCUUGACCUAUAGUAUAACGAUAACUAUCUUAUGGUCAACCCUGAUAAAUUCCAGUUGCUGAUGAUCAACUCACAGAAUGAUAAGGAUCAAGCUUCAUUAACAAUCAAUGCACAUGUCAUUGAAAGUACUGCUGACAUCAGCCUUCUGGGAGUUAACAUCAACGAACACCUUGUAUUUAGAAAACACAUUAGUGAACUGUGUAUAAAAGCUAGCAAGAGAGUGGGCGUCCUCUCAAGAUUAAGAAAUCUGAUCCCUAUGGAAGCAAAAUUGCUUUUAUAUAAAUCCUCGAUAUUGCCAUAUUUAACAUAUUGUCAUCUUAAAUGGCAUUUCUGUAAAGCCUCCGACGCCAGAAAAGUUGAAAGAGUUCAAGAGCGUGCCCUUAGGAUCGUGUAUAACACACAUUCAGUAGAGUACUCUAAUCUUCUUAACCGUGCCAAUCUACCUAGCCUACAAAAUCGGCGUUUACAAGAUCUUGCUACCUUAAUGUAUAAAGUUAAAUAUGGUUUGGUACCUAGUAAUGUCGUUGACAUUUUUAGUGUUAAGUUAUCCAAAUAUGACUUAAGAAAUAUGGACUUUCAUUUACCCAGAUUUAAUGGUGUACGUUAG
This is a messenger RNA of Porites lobata, 1366 nucleotides long. The record is from the annotation of a GenBank genome assembly. NCBI's taxonomy places the organism in Eukaryota, Metazoa, Cnidaria, Anthozoa, Scleractinia, Poritidae.